Molecule: messenger RNA, 4782 nt
Organism: Poecilia reticulata (guppy)
Lineage: Eukaryota; Metazoa; Chordata; Actinopteri; Cyprinodontiformes; Poeciliidae
Gene: mctp1b
Product: multiple C2 domains, transmembrane 1b
Biological process (GO): regulation of neurotransmitter secretion
Cellular component (GO): synaptic vesicle membrane
Molecular function (GO): calcium ion binding
Source: RefSeq, a predicted model, not a curated record
GCAAAGAUGCUGAAACACUGAGCUGCUUUAAAUCAAGACCACUUGUUUAGAGCUGCCUUUGAUCAAUAACUGGAACACUGACUGACCUGCUUGAUGAUUUUGAUGAUGGCAUUUGACAAAAUGUAAUUUUUUUUAAAUCGCUGGUUUCAUAGUGUAUUAUGUUUUAAUGGAGUCAAGCAGUUUGAAGUGCCUUGUUGCAGAUUAACCAGACCUGACUUCAGAUCAGUUCAAAGCGUUUCUGUGUUGUAACUGUGAACAGAGUGUGAGAAGCUUCGCGGUGAAACGGUAAGUCAGGUAGCGGCAGCCAGCUGUGCAGCUCAGAGUGCCCAGCCUGCACAUCCGUGUUUCAGCGGGUUGCUCUCGGUGUGGUGCGGGCUUUUUUUUUUUUUUUUUUUCUUUUUAUAUUACUGGUUGCGUAAGUCGGCGGAGCAGCAGCGUCCGUCGGAGCUCUGUUCAGGAGGAUGGAGGGGAGCGAAGGGGACGAGAAUGAGGGCGGCUCGGUAUGGAAACAGUUUCAAGCCAAGGCUAAGCCGCUUCUCAGUCCCAAGCUGGGCGGCCGAGAGCCGGACGAGCAGAGCAAGAGGAGCAUGUGGAUGUUCAAGAAGACUAAGCGGAAGAAGAACGUCGCUCUGGACCGGGUUAUCUCUUCCUCGCAGCCCGACCUGGUCUUCUCCGCCGAGGUGACGGACGUGAAACCGCAGGAGGCUCCGCUCUGCGGCAAACCUCCCGGGAGCAGCUCCCUGCUCGGCCGGGAGAAGCUCCACUCGUCCAUCAAGCGCAAGUCCGCCGGCGCGAGCAAAUCCACGGUGGCUCAGCUGGUCCAGUCCCACCACAAGAGCUCCUCGUUGGGGUCUGCGUGCCUGGAGAGGCUGACGGAGCCUCCGGGCGGCAGCCGCGGGGGCGACGCGGCCACAGCGCAGGCGGCGGCGGUGGAAAGCCAUCCGGAAAGGAAGCAUGAGCAGGCGGGCUUGGGGGCGUCCUGCUCCUCGGGGAGCCCCGCUGAGGCAGCCACACCCCCACCAGGGAUAUACAAGCUGGAAAUCGAGCUGAAACGAGGACACAACCUUGCCAUCCGAGACCGAGGAGGCUCCAGCGAUCCCUACGUCAAGUUCAAGCUGGCUGGUAAAGAGGUGUUCAGAAGCAAGACCAUCCACAAAAACCUCAACCCGGUGUGGGACGAGAAGAUCACGCUGAUCGUGGACAGUCUGAGCGAACCGCUGUACGUCAAGGUGUUUGACUAUGACUUUGGUCUUCAGGACGACUUCAUGGGUUCUGCUUUUCUUUACCUGGAGUCUCUAGAGCAGCAGAGGACGAUACCGGUGACUCUGGUGCUGAAGGACCCGCAGCUCCCCAACGAGGACCUGGGCUCUCUGGAGCUGGCAGUUACCCUGACGCCUAAAAGCAGCCCCAUGGAGGAUCCUCGAGACACGGCGCGAGGCGAGGUUAAGACGUAUCGGUGGAAACCUUAUGUGAAUAAAACCAUGCUGCUCAGGAGGUCCUGGAAACGAUCCACAAAGCAGCAGCAGUCAUUGCGUCUCACUGAGGUGCAUCGGAAGUCCCAGCUGUGGCGAGGGAUCGUCAGCAUCACGCUGAUCGAAGGUCGGAACCUCACGCCCAUGGACCCCAACGGCCUGAGCGACCCCUACGCCAAGUUCAGGCUGGGGCCACAAAAGUACAAGAGCAAGACGAUGUCGAAGACCCUGAGUCCUCAGUGGAGGGAGCAGUUUGACCUUCAUCUGUAUGAGGAAACAGGAGGCGUUCUGGAGAUCACAGUGUGGGACAAAGACACGGGGAGGAGAGACGACUUCAUCGGACGCUGCCAGUUGGACCUCUCCACUCUGACUAAAGAGAAGACCCAUCACCUGGAGCUGCCGCUGGAGGAGUCCCGGGGCGUCCUGGUGCUGCUGGUCACGCUGACGGCGUCGGCAGCGGUCUCCAUCGCUGACCUGUCCCUCACACCGCUGGAGGACCCAGAGGAACGCAGAGAGAUCCUCAAACGAUACGGUGUGAGGAAGUCGUUGUCCAACCUGAGGGACGUGGGCAUCGUCCAGGUCAAGGUGCUGAGGGCCGAGGGUCUGAUGGUUGCAGACGUAACGGGUAAAAGUGACCCUUUCUGCGUAUUGGAGCUGAAUAACGACAGACUGCAGACACAUACCAUAUACAAGAAUCUCAACCCUGAGUGGAACAAAGUCUUCACCUUCAACGUGAAAGAUGUUCACUCGGUCCUGGAGGUGUCGGUGUUUGACGAAGACAGAGACAGGAGUGCAGACUUCCUGGGAAAAGUGGCCAUUCCUCUUUUGAAUAUCCGUAACGGCGUCCAGAGAGCCUACCUGCUGAAAAAUAAGGAGCUCACCGCCCCGACCAAAGGAGUCAUCUACCUGGAGAUGGAAGUCGUCUACAACACGAUAAAGGCUGCGUUAAAGACCGUGGUCCCUGCAGAACAGAAAUACAUCGAGGAAGAACCAAAAGUUUCCAAGCAGCUGCUGCAGCAGAACUUUAACCGGGUCAAGCGGUGCAUCAUGGUCCUCUUCAGCUAUGGUACCUACAUCAACAGCUGCUUUGAGUGGGAGUCAUCACAGAGGAGCAUCACUGCUUUCAUUCUGUUCGUGGUGGUGGUCUGGAACUUUGAACUCUACAUGCUGCCACUUGGCCUGGUUCUGCUGCUGGUCUGGAACUACUUCUUCUCCUCAGGCAGAGAGACGGCGGAGACGUCCAUGGAGGCCAUGUUUGAAUGGGAGGAUGAUGAAGAGGACAAGGAAGAAAAGGACUCUGAGCCCAAAGGCUUCAUGGAUAAACUGUACGCCAUCCAGGACGUGUUCAUCAGCGUACAGACCGCGCUGGAUGAAGUAGCAUCGUUUGGAGAGAGGUUAAAGAACACCUUUAACUGGACAGUGCCUUUCCUCAGCUGGUUGGCCAUCACUGCCUUGUGCCUGGCCACACUGCUGCUCUACCUCAUACCACUGCGAUACCUCGUACUCGCCUGGGGUGUGAACAAGUUCACUAAGAAGCUUCGUGAUCCAUACAUGAUUGAAAACAACGAGCUUCUAGACUUCCUGUCCAGAGUCCCGUCUGAUGUUCAAAUGAUGCAGUACAGAGAGCUGAGAGCUGAUCCUGGACAAAGCCCCAACAAGCGCAGGCGGGCGUACCCCAGCUAGCCGGAAGCUGUAAACUCUGUACAUUUAUUGUAAUUUCAUAUCUGGUUUCUUAACCGUCUUGUACAUUUGAUUCUGACGAAGAUGCAUUUACUGAUUUUUAUUUUGUUGCUACCGAACUGAAUUGUUUUCUAAAUAUGUGAAAGAAAAAGAUAUUGUGUUUUUUUUUUUUUUAAAUCUAAUUUAUUUCUCUCCACACAACCCAACCCUCGUUGAAGUGAUGAAAUAAAGGACUGUGUCGUCUGCAUGCAGUGCUGCUGUCGCAUGCAACCACAGCAGAGUCCUUCUGACCUUCUGACCUGAAUGUGUCGUCACUGUGUCUGACCUCUGACCUGCAUGCUGAUUCUGCUCCAUCCCAGCAUGUCCUCAACCUCAGUGACCAGCACUGCAAGGUCCGCUGUUCUUCCACUCAUUGGUUUUCUUUUUCUUCCCGUCAGUCAGGCAAACAAAUGUUUUUGUGUGAAUUCAGCUUCCAGUCCAUGGCAACAGCCAGAAUAACUGCAGCCUAAAGAUUUCUCCACUCAAAUGAGUUUUUAUAUUCCUGUGGGGGUUCGCAUGAGCAGUUAUAAGUAGUUAGUGUUUUUUUUCUUCCAGUUUGUAGCUUUUAUUAUCUGAUGUCUGUCAGUUUAAAACAGCUUUAAAACAACAUUUUACCAAGUAAUUUUGGUAAGUGUUAUUUCAAGUGUGCUAAGAUAUUCAAACAUCUUAGCACACUUGAAAUAAGACAAAAAUAACUUCCAAGGAAGACACAGUUUUAGAUUAAUAAUUCCUUAAUAUCGAUGGAAAAAGUACUUGGUCCGUCGUCAGAUUAUUUCAUUUAUAACAUGGAAAAAAUGUUUUCCUGUAGGUGGAAUAAUUUACUGGUGGAACUUGUACUUUGUAAAUCAAUAUUAAGGUAUUACUUGUGUAAAACAAGCUCUUAUAUCUGACUGAAAAGCUACCAGUAAGUUAUUAUGUCUUAUUUCAAGUGUAUUAAAAUAUUUGCACCAGGAACUAGACAAAAUUACCUGUUUUUUAUCUACUUAAUAAGUAGAUAAAAUGACAUCUUGGCAGAUUGAUAGAUUGACAGUCUGCAGUCUGCUGAUCCUCUCCCUGUCCCGGCCGAGUGAAGGUUUCCUGUGUUGGACAAAAACAUAAACAAAACUUCUUUCUCAAAAAUGUUAAUCUCAGUGCAGGACCAAAGUCAGCCGGUGAACAGGUGGAUUUUGAGAAGAUUUCCUGCGCUCUUCUAUCCUGAAGUUGUUUGGAACAAGAUCUGAAACUGCAGCAGACGUAACAGUAAAGUCUGAAACGUUAAUAUCUGCUCAUAUAGUUUUGUCUCCCAAUGAUGGAAAAACACUUUUGAGUUAUUUUAAAUAAGCUGAAGCUGUUGGUCUUCUACUGCUAUGAGGAUUUCUUUCUUUCACAGCAGCACAAACAUUUUACUUUUCAUCUGAAAAGUAAAAAGUCAAGAAAUUUGAGAACAGAUCCACCUGAUCAUCCAUUAUUCCAACUGUUACAACUCAGUAGAUUUUAUUUUUAAAACUCUUCAGUCACAAAUGUAAAUCUGGGUGGUUUAAGGAGCAAAAAUAACAUCUACAUUUCCUGUCUUUGCUGCACAAACACAAUAGAUGGGAUUGCUUUUUCAGUC